This is a messenger RNA of Gymnogyps californianus (California condor), 3324 nucleotides long. It is a transcript of the gene SHISA2, whose product is annotated as shisa family member 2. The coding region runs from base 1 to 858 and encodes 285 amino acids. NCBI's taxonomy places the organism in Eukaryota, Metazoa, Chordata, Aves, Accipitriformes, Cathartidae. The record is from RefSeq and is a predicted model, not a curated record. Gene Ontology annotation, cellular component: endoplasmic reticulum. The transcript has 2 exons. Gene Ontology annotation, biological process: negative regulation of Wnt signaling pathway; negative regulation of fibroblast growth factor receptor signaling pathway.
AUGCGGGGCGGGCGGUGCUGGCUGCUGCUGGCGGCGCUGGGCUGGCUGCUGCCGGCGGGGGCCGCGGCCAGCGGCGAGUACUGCCACGGCUGGCUGGACGGGCAGGGCGGCUGGCGGGACGGCUUCCAGUGCCCCGAGCGCUUCGACGGCGGCGACGCCACCAUCUGCUGCGGCAGCUGCGCCCUCCGCUACUGCUGCUCCAGCGCCGAGGCGCGCCUCGACCAGGGCGCCUGCGACAACGACCGGCGGCAGGGCGGCGGCGAGCCGGGCCGCCCCGGCAAGGACGGCCCCGACGGCGCGGCAGUGCCCAUCUACGUGCCGUUCCUUAUCGUUGGAUCUGUAUUUGUCGCCUUCAUCAUCUUGGGGUCGCUGGUGGCAGCUUGCUGCUGCAGAUGCCUGCGGCCGAAGCAGGAGCCGCAGCAGAGCCGAGCCCCCGGGGGCACCCGCCUGAUGGAGACGAUCCCCAUGAUCCCAAGUGCCAGCACCUCCCGGGGCUCCUCCUCCCGCCAGUCGAGCACCGCCGCCAGCUCCAGCUCCAGCGCCAACUCGGGGGCCAGAGCCCCCCCGACCAGGUCCCAGACCAACUGCUGUUUGCCAGAAGGGACCAUGAAUAACGUCUACGUCAACAUGCCGACGAACUUCUCGGUGCUGAACUGCCAGCAGGCUACGCAGAUCGUGCCGCACCAGGGGCAGUACCUGCACCCCCAGUACGUGGGCUACGCUGUGCAGCACGACUCGAUGCCGCUGACCCCGGUGCCCCCCUUCCUCGACGGUUUGCAGAGCGGCUACAGGCAGAUCCAGUCUCCCUACCCGCACACCAACAGCGAACAGAAGAUGUACCCAGCUGUGACUGUGUAGCACCGACGCCUUCCUCCCCCUCCCCACCCGGCAGAUUUUAAUGUCGUCUAAACUGAACGGAGGAGAAAUACUUCCUCGGAACGAAGCUCCCAGAACAUGACUUGUAAAUAAUUUUGAAAGGCUCAUGCAUGUCAGACAGUGUUUAUAAACCAUUUAUUUUCAUCGGGGUCCCUUGCCAGAAACUGUAGGAUGAUAUCUCUGAAUUAACGUUGCCAGAUACGCUCUCAUUCCAGUGCAUGAUUUACAGCGGCAAAGGAUUACGCUGAAAAUGCAUAUGUAUUUCAGAUCACUGUACUUGCGAGAUAAAUGCCGGAGCCGUUAAGUGCCCUUCAGGUAUGACAUGGUCAGAAGUAUUUGCCUAAUUAAUUUGUAGAAAGAGUUUUGUUACACUGUACAAGACCGCAGUACUUAAGAAACCUCUUUUCUCCUCUCCCAGCUCCUUAAUGACAUUUCCCGUUGCUUUACAGACAAUCAUCACAACCGAGUGCCGAACGGUGCGAUCCCUGUGUGCUGGGUGCUGGUGCCAGCCCCCCUGGUGUGGGGUGAAAUGCCACGAAAGGCUUAGUCUUGCAAAGACCAAUUUUCCUUGUCCCUGGUAUUUAUGUAGGAAUUAGAAGAGUGUGAAUUAUUCGGCUCUUCCUUCCAGUGCACUUGAAACCCUUCUUGAUUUGGUUUUGCCUCAAGAUCAGGACCCAGUGGUGGUUUGCACAGACUUUAUCUUUGUGAACUUUUUACUAAAAACAGGGUACGAGGUGCUUGCUCUUCCUGAUGCUCAAAACAAAGCUUUCGGUACAGCUAGCAGCAUCUGAGCUGAAACUGCCUUUGCAGAGAAAGGUCGUACUGUGACUCCAAACACGCCUGAUUUAACCCCACUUCCCAUGAAACAGUAAACCCGUGUGAGUGCGCACGAAGUUGUCAGCCCCAAACCCUACAUGCGAUCGAGUCUGACCGUAGGAAAGUGGGCUUUGUCCCCCCACCAGCCAACUUGAGUCCCCAGCCCUGCUCCUUCUUCACUCCUGGGGCAGGGGCCUAGGAAGGCACAGCUGUAUUUAAAAAUAAGGAAAAAGGCCCAACCAAAGGAUGAAGGUGCUUGCAGCUCCCCGGGAUGCCACGGGGGUCUGGGAGGAGGUGCGAUGCGGAGGCGGGGGGACACUUUGCACUGGAGCCGCUGGCUCCGUCUUGCUUUUCUUUGUCUGGGGAAAAAUACCUCUCCAGGUUGAAGAGGCAGCAGUGUGCUGGGAAUAAUCAGACCGUGCUAACUGUAAUAUAUCACCCCGGAUGCAACAAACUAUUUAAGGCUGGUUUUGUCUUUUAAAAAACUGUAGUCUCUGCAUUUCCAUCCAGUUGUUCUUCAGCCAAAACACCGCAACAGAGGACCGAGGGCAUAUACCAAAACCGGGCAAUUACUGUAACCAGACCAGAGCUGAUAAAAGGUUUCUUAUUGUCUGAUACUGUAUCAGUAUGUAGCAAUAACUGUGAUACUACUAUUUUUUGUAUGUCUGUUUUUAAAUUACACAUGCGUGCAGAAGCAUUGCCAAAUCCAAUGGUUUACUUGUAAACAUGCCACACACAGGCAGUCUGCGGUGGGCAGGAAUGGUUUGACCACUGACAGAGGAAAAUGAAUAGGUAAUUUGUGCCAGAUCUGCUGUUCCUGGCUGCGAUCGCCCAUUCAGCAUGUAGGACCCAGACAGAAAGAUUGGCUCACGAGACCCGGCUUCUCCUCCAGCCAGGCUGGGCGGCUUCGGCAAGGCAGCGACCGGCUGCUGGGGGCGUUGGGUGACUGCUCUGCCCGCACAGCUCCGUGCUCAGCGGAUCUUUAAAGGCAGUAGGUGCACCAGAGCUGGGUGCUGCCAGGCUUCUGAAGGACCCAACGUGCACUCGGGUCUCGCGGGCAUUUAGGUUUCUACCUGCCCACAUUGCAGCUUGGUCACGCUGACCUUCCAAAACUGAGUUGGCAUCGGGUGCGGGGGCUCGGAUGCCUUCAGCUGCUGGUGGCUUCGGCAGGAGCUGGAGGUGCUUGGCCCCAGGUGAGACCCAACCUGUUAUUGUGUGGCCAGACAAGAAGCCCAUCCAUGUGUUCGUGAUCCUUCCCAACUGUGAACCAAGUCGGCUCUCGCCCGUGCCCCACCAGUGCGCACCGCCUGCCUUGCACAUGCCCUGGCAAGGCACCUCCUCUGACCUAUGAAAUUCAGGUGAAUCUCUUUGUAUAUUGUUUACUUGUUUAAAAAAAAAAAAAAGAAUAAGUUAAAUUUAAGUCUGUAGAAAUUAAUUUACAACUGAAGGCAGAGAAACCCGAGUUGUAAUAAAAGGAAGUUUGUGAGAUGUGGUGGUUUUUUUAAAUGUCAUGUACAAUAAUGUAAAACCAAUGUUACCAUUUGAUAUAGCUUUUAAAUCUCUGAAAGGGCACUUGCUUUAAAGUGUUUCUUACAAAUGAAGAAAAAAGCCCCCUUUGUUUCUUAAUAAAUA